UUCUGUCUCAAGUGAUCAAAGCUAUGUCGUUGAAGAAAGGCAUUGCGUUUUCUCCACCAUUGCUAUGUACUUUGGUGUUUUUUCUUCUUGGUGUCCAGAUCUGUGUGGCUCAGAAUAUUAGCAGAGCUAGCUUUCCAAAUGGAUUUGUUUUCGGAACAGCCUCUUCUGCUUAUCAGUUUGAAGGAGCAGUGAAGGAGGAUGGAAAGGGGUCAACUAUAUGGGACAAAUUUGCACACUCCUUUGGUAAAAUUAUUGAUUUUAGUAAUGCUGAUGUAGCUGAAGAUCAGUAUCAUCGCUAUCAAGAAGAUGUUGAACUGAUGAAGGAUAUGGGAAUGGAUGCCUAUAGAUUUUCAAUAGCUUGGUCAAGAAUUUUCCCCAAUGGAACGGGAGAAAUCAACCAGGCUGGAGUUGAUCACUACAACAAUCUCAUUGAUGCUUUACUAGCCAAAGGAGUUACACCAUAUGUGACCCUUUAUCAUUGGGACCUUCCUCAAGCUCUUGAUGAUCGAUACGGAGGGUGGCUUGACCCACAGAUCAUAAAGGAUUUUGCAACAUAUGCAGAGACGUGUUUCAAGAAAUUCGGUGACAAGGUAAAGCAUUGGAUCACGGUGAAUGAGCCUCACACCGUUGCUCUGCGGGGCUACGGCACCGGUAUCCACGCACCGGGGCGGUGCUCCAUCCGUUUCGCCGGAUUUUGCAAGGCCGGAAAUUCUUCAACUGAGCCUUAUAUAGUGGGUCACAACUUGCUCCUUGCUCAUGCCACUAUAGUUGAUAUCUAUAGAAACUCAUACCAGAAAAAGCAGCAAGGAAGCAUUGCGAUAACAAUAGAUAGUUUCUGGUAUGAACCCAUGUCAAACUCCACAGCAGACAUUGAAGCAACACAACGAGCGAUUGACUUUUACUUAGGCUGGUUUCUUGAGCCUGUGAUUACUGGGGAUUAUCCAAACUCAAUGAGAAGCCGGGUGGGCGAACGGCUGCCGAUAUUUUCGGCGACGGAGUCGGCUCUGGUUAAAGGGUCCUAUGAUUUCAUCGGAAUAAAUCACUAUACUACAUGGUACGCCACCAACGAUACCGGCUUAAUUGGCCUAAUUAGUAGCGACGUUAAUGACUCCGGCGCUCUCACUCUCCCAUUCAAAGGUCUACAACCAAUAGGAGAUAAGGCUAAUUCAAUAUGGUUGUACAUAGUUCCUCGUGGGAUAAGAAGCUUAGUGAAUCACAUCAAGCACAAGUAUGGAAACCCUAUUAUCUUGAUCACUGAAAAUGGAAUGGAUGAUCCUAAAGAUGCGAGUCUAAACGACACAAAAAGAAUCAAUUACCACAAUGACUAUCUCACAAAUUUGCUGGCUGCAAUCAAGGAGGAUGGAUGCAAUGUGAAAGGGUAUUUUGCAUGGUCAUUGUUGGACAAUUGGGAAUGGAAUGCUGGAUUCAGUUCAAGGUUUGGUAUAAUCUAUGUAGACUACAAAAACAAACUCAAAAGAAUUCCUAAACAGUCCUUCAAGUGGUUUAAGAAUUUCUUGACUACUCAAAAGAAUACUGUAGCCCAUAUUUAAUGCUUUCAAAAAAAAAAAUAACAAUAACAUACAAUAAUAAUGCA
Ipomoea triloba (trilobed morning glory) is the source of this 1594-nucleotide messenger RNA. Its product is annotated as beta-glucosidase 40-like. The coding region runs from base 24 to 1550 and encodes 508 amino acids. Gene Ontology annotation, biological process: carbohydrate metabolic process. Gene Ontology annotation, molecular function: beta-glucosidase activity. Lineage: Eukaryota; Viridiplantae; Streptophyta; Magnoliopsida; Solanales; Convolvulaceae. The transcript has 13 exons. The record is from RefSeq and is a predicted model, not a curated record.